AUGAGUCGGUCGAGCACGACGGUGAGGGCGCAGGAGUACAUCCAGGUGGGACGGAGCAUACAGAGGCGCACGGAGUGGCUCGGGGAGCGGGUGGACGAGUGGGUGAUGAUUGUCGAGCAGCAGGCGACGGGGGACAAGGGCGCUGUCGAGGAGCAGGAGGGCGGAGCGGCUGCGAAGGAGGGUGGGGCAGGAGUGCAGCAGCAGGAGGGCGGGGUGGCUGUGCAGGAGGUGGUUGCGGGGAAGAAAAGUGGUGCUCCAAUCGAGUCCGUCGCCUCAGCCGGGAAAGGAGCCGUGGGAAAUCGAGGUGCCCCUGCCCCGUCCGGCGGCGCUGCGGGGAAAGGAGCGGGGGAGACAUGGGGGAACGUCCGCCUUAGUGAACCGGCGUCCCCUCCUCCUGGUCCACGCGACUCCCCUUUUGCGUCGAAGAAAAGGCAGGCGUCGGGGAAAUCGUCGAAGCGCGCUGCAGGGGCGACAGAGAGCAGUGACGUGGUGGAGCUGGUCAGCCUCCUUGGCCAAGCUCCUGUCGAGGCGGCGUCUACCGUCGUUGCUGGUUAA
Messenger RNA from Closterium sp. Naga37s-1, 555 nucleotides. The record is from the annotation of a GenBank genome assembly. Lineage: Eukaryota; Viridiplantae; Streptophyta; Zygnematophyceae; Desmidiales; Closteriaceae.